Messenger RNA from Bipolaris zeicola 26-R-13, 561 nucleotides. RefSeq lists its product as uncharacterized. The record is from RefSeq and is a predicted model, not a curated record. Lineage: Eukaryota; Fungi; Ascomycota; Dothideomycetes; Pleosporales; Pleosporaceae. The coding region runs from base 1 to 561 and encodes 186 amino acids. The transcript has a single exon.
AUGAAAUCAGACAAGACUCUAUCGGAAUACUCGGAUUGCCCACAGCAACGCGUUCAUUUUCUCAUCUGUCUCAUCACCAAACUAUUCGAUACUGUACACGCAUCAUCAGCAUCAAAAGACCCUUUCUUCUUCGGCCCUUUAGAUACCACACCAACGAUUCUUAAAAAAAAUAGAGAGACAUACUCCCUACCGAAGUCCCCUCCUUCCCUAUCCGUCUUCAAAACAAAGUGCCACUCGUUUCACAAAGCCCCAUUAUAUUUCCAAGCGACUGGCUCGAGGUUUUUGCGAAUACGGUCACACCCAAGCCUCUUUUACAACGAUCAAACCCCCGCAAAAAGACAAGGAUCUCACUGCAACAAGAGUGCGAAACCACCCAAUCAGACGACGAAAAAGGCCAAGUUUGUGGCAAAGAGCGUAAACUCUGGAUUACCCCCACUUGAUUCCCUUGUGCAUCCUGCAAACGACUAUGUCCCACACUUACUUAUACGCCACAAUGUGUCUUCGAUAACCAAAAAAGCCCCACAUUUAUUAACUACUCAGCAGUGCGAUACCACUUUCUAG